UCGUGCGCCGUACCUUACGUCUCGUCGAUCGCCGCGCGAUUACGCUCCGUAGUUCCGUAGUGUCGUAGUACUUCGAAGCAGUAACUCGUGCCCAAAUACAUUGUUUGUGUUUUGUGUGUGACAAUGUGUGUGUUUGUGUUUACCUCGCACUGAACACGGAUUGAAUUUCUCUUUAUUUUUUUAAUCAUCACAUGAGCACAACAGCUGGGCACCAUGUCCGCGGUGAUGAGCACGCUGUCCAUGAUCAGCGGUACUCGCCGCGCGCACCGCAAGCUCGCCUGCAGUCGCAAGUCCGGUCAGUUCUCUGAUGCGGGGGAGGAGCGCUCGCGCAGUCAGCAUGACCUCCACAAGCAACAGCGGUCGGCGUCACUGCAAACUCUGGAGGCGGGCGGCGGCGGGGUCAGCAACCUCGAGAGCCUGGAGGCCAAGAUGGCCAGUAUCGAGGUGUCGCUAGCGGGGUCGCGGCGGCGCAGCGCAGGCGCACGUGACGUCAGCCGCGAGCUCGAUGCGCUGAGGACUGCACUCACAGAUAAGGACACCCUCAUACAAAGUCUAAAGAAGCAACUCAGUGCAUCGCUAAGUGCAGCGCGGCUGGCUUCCCCCACGGCAUCCAGAGCCAGUUCUCACGAGGAACACGCCACCGCCCUCUCAGCAGACGAGAGGAGGGCACUGGAGGAACGAGCCAAUGCCGUCCGGAGCGAGCUCGACACUCGCAAGGCUAACAUACAGGAACUCAGGAGACGACUCGAGAAGACACAUGUUACUGAUAACAUAGACACGCGAAUCCAGCAAGCAGAAUUGCAGUACAAGCUGGGCCGCGAGGAGUUGGAGCUGCUGACGCUGAGCGAGCAGGCGCGUGCGCUCGCGCAGCUCAUCGAGCAGGCCGACGCAGCUGCCAACCGAAAUAACCGAACUACUUUAUACAGUGCGGUGCGUGACUGUGGCGGGUGCGCGUCGGUAGUGACGGUAGAGGCUCGCGAGGGCACAUGGGGCGCAGUCCCGCGGGGCUCCGGGAUGCUCAUAGAGUGGCCUGGCGACAAUGUCGGCAUUAAGGCUGGAGACAGGCUGUUAGAAGUAAAUGGCACAUCAGUGAUAGCGUGCCGCAACCAGGAGGACCUGCAGCGCGCCACGAGUGCUGCCAACCCUGCGCGGCUCGUGCUCUUGCGCAACACUGCCACUGCACACGCGCCACAACCAGCUAAUGGCUUCACACAGAACGAAGCUGCGUCAUUACGAGCGGAGCUGGGAGCCCUGCGGUCAGCAGCAGACGACGCUGAGAAAGCAAAGGAAGGCUUGCGCGCUGACAACACCAGGCUCACACACCGCAUCUCCUACCUCGAGGAACAGGUCGCUGAGCUCCUCAGCAGACAUACACAGCUUCAUUCAACAAGCAGUAAUGACAGCUGCAUCACAGUGAACAAGACAAAGAAGAAUGUCACUAAUAUCAACAUCACAACAGAUCCUCAUCCGAAGCCCAGUCCCAAGUCCGAAGUACAGGUGUUCCAGAAAGGUCCCGACAUUACUGCCAUCGUCGCCAAACUACCGGGCCUCGACGGUGCCGAGAAUAACCUGCCCAUGAUAAGACCGAGGUCUAAUGCUUCAGGAGCUUCUUCCCGUGCUGCUAUAUCACCCAGAGCGUCUCCGCCCCUGAACCACAGGUCGCACAGCUCGCACAGUCUCGAACACAAAGCCGAACGAAUGCGUCACUCUCUUUCCCACCACUGUAUCCAUGGUGCAGUUGACUAUAGUGCUGAAACUGACGCAGCGAUCCGCAUGAUCGAGAGGAACCAGAGGCACAUAGAGAAACAACGAAUGAAGAACGAGAGACUGAGCAGGUCCAAGUGCGAAGACUACUUCAGGUCAGACAGCGACCUCGACAUACGGGACACGCAUUCCAGCGCCAGCGUUGACCCCAGACACUACGAGAUAAAGAAGGCAGCAGACAGAAUAGAGGAAAGUAUAAAAAAAACUAACUGGGCUGAGAGAAAAACUCUUUCAAUCAUUGAGCAACUGAAGCGAUCACAAAGGCUUCGGAAAAUGAAGAAGAACGACAGCUCAGAGGACAUUCAGCUGGAAUCUGAAAGACACUACAUGUACCACAGAAUAGAUGGCAAGGUCUUAGAGAACGCUCACAAAUCCAGUAGACGGACUUCCAAACUACACUCACGCAGUGCCAAGUCUUCCGAGUUUGAAUCCGAGUCAGACUUUCCUAACGGCGACAUGUACAGCAGCUCGCCGCGGAUAGACUAUGGCUCCGAGACGUGCUCCAGGAUGAGUCAUUACAAAAAGAAUGAUGAUAGAAAAGACAGCGACGUGAAGUCGCGACCGACGCCGCCGCGGAAGCCACUGCGGCUAUCUCUUCACAAGGCGAGAAGUGCGCACUCUUUGAUAAACGGUAGUGAGUCUGAGACUCCUAGUAGACCAGCCUCGGAGGCAAAGCAUACAGAUACCGAGUGCAAUAAGAGGCCCGUGAAGAGGACACACGCAGCCGACAAGUGGGCGCGGGAGAGGAUCCGCGACGCCGGCCGCGCCACGCCCCGACCCACGAGGAAACACCUCAACGGACUGACAGCGUGCGAGGCGCCCGCCGCAGAUGACCUCUACCCAGAAAACACACACAUGCCUGUCCGGAUAAAUGGAAUGGGGGCCAAGUGGUGUUAGUAGCUCCUUCAGGCGAGGAGGACAAACAUUUUAAUAAAUGGCACAACGAGGCUGAAACAAAACUAAUGUAUUCAAAUUGUGUUUAGAUUGUUAAUUCGAAAGUUAUAUAAAUUGCUACUAGUUAUGCUUACAAAUAUACAUUGGUUCACUUGCACAAUGUUGCCACGAAUUAAACAAUUGAUUACAACUCAACAAAAUAAAUAAGUGUACAGAAGAUUAUGGACAUAGAGAAUAAUGUAAAUACACGUAUGUAAGCACCCACCGCGCAAUACUCACCUAAUGUAACGUAUUUAUUUAAGAUAUUUUAAGAUUUGUGUAAAUGACAAUAAACAUAAUUACUCCUCCAUAAUUAUUAGGACCCCAUUUUUAAAACCUCAUCUUCACUCAAUAAUAUGAAUACCCAAAAUUAUCAACUUACCUACCUACUUCAAAACUGUCUAUUGAUAUGUUAUUUUCAAAAACCCCGACAAAUCAUUUAACUGGAGAUUGGACGUACAGGCAAUUCCUCCUAAUGUAAUUGAGGUAUUGCCUGGAUGCUUGGAUAUUUCGAAAUAAAACAUCUGUCAUCAUAAUAAAAUCAUUUUAAUUAUUAAUACUAGCAACAAAAACAAAUGACAUAUUAUGUACACCAAAUUAAUAUCGUAUAAACAUUUAUCAUAACUACCCAAAAACUGAGGUCAUCGCCUACUCUUAAUAUGAUAUUGUUUAUACUUCGAUUGGAGCUGGGUGCACUCAUUACCUCCAUAAUAACAAUAUUACAAUGCAUGCAGCAUGCUGAGAUUAUAAUCAAACAAUAUCGUUCACUAACAGUAGAGUAUGGCUCCAGCAAGUCGAUAUAAAUACUCAACUUUGGUUGAGUAUGACGCUUUUUCCUACUACUACUUGUAAGUAGGCAUUAUAUAUAGGCAUAUCAAUUUCAAAAAGAUGCACACCGUCAUCGGAUACCUGUCAUACUAAUAUACAAAGCAAAAUUGAUUCUGGAAGCAAAUAGAAUAACUUGCUAAACACAUAGAUCAGCUUAAACAUUCCUAAUAAAAUGUGGAACAGAAUAUAACAAGCACCUUAGGUAUAAGUAUUACAUGAAAGCUAACUAUUAUUAAGUCUGUAUUGCAGAAUACAUAUGAACGUCCAUUACAAAACAAUAUAUUAUGGCAAAUAAUGAUCCAUUAUCUAUCGUACACAGACCACAUAAUGUUUCGUUUAACUUUAUAACAUUCUACAUUUUGCUUUAUUAUUAUUACUGUAUGUUGUCAACUGUUUAGAUACAAGAUACGAAUUUAAAAAUCAUUAUAAUCUUGGAACGACAGUUUAUUGACACCAUGGCAAGCUUGAAACGCAAGUAACUCAUCGACUGUUACCUUAUACGAGCACAGUACGAAUACAAGUGAGAGCGUAUAACACAGAGCGAUAUAUCCGACCAAAGUUAAGUAUUUACUAUGACACAACAUUAUGCGCUGCCUCCUCAACUGGCUAUGCGAAUAGGCCCUACACUGACUAGAUCCCAUGGUAAGCCUCCGACAUGAAUAAAACCAUAAAUCAAGUGUGUACUGAGUGAUAAAAUAUUUUGAAGAUAACUUUCUCAUUACGAAUUGAGAUUGAAUAAACACAAAAUAUCAGUGCACUUGUUUAUAGAGUUAAUCACCAAGUGUAAAACAAUUCCUCGUGUAUCAGUACGAACCCAAUACAUUAAUGGAUCUUUUAGCAUAUACAUUAAAUAUUAACACACAAUAAAUGUGACCUCGCAACAUUGUUCCUACUAACGCCAUUUGAACGGCAGCGCAUCGACAGUCUUAAUAAUAAUCGACUAAUCU
Messenger RNA from Spodoptera litura, 4472 nucleotides. It is a transcript of the gene sprt, whose product is annotated as PDZ domain-containing protein sprite. Lineage: Eukaryota; Metazoa; Arthropoda; Insecta; Lepidoptera; Noctuidae. The record is from RefSeq and is a predicted model, not a curated record. Gene Ontology annotation, molecular function: protein binding.